Molecule: messenger RNA, 1714 nt
Organism: Bolinopsis microptera
Lineage: Eukaryota; Metazoa; Ctenophora; Tentaculata; Lobata; Bolinopsidae
Product: 26S proteasome regulatory subunit 7
Exons: 12
Coding region: 77-1378 (433 amino acids)
Biological process (GO): proteasome-mediated ubiquitin-dependent protein catabolic process
Cellular component (GO): proteasome regulatory particle, base subcomplex
Molecular function (GO): ATP hydrolysis activity; ATP binding; proteasome-activating activity
Source: RefSeq, a predicted model, not a curated record
UCUCCGAUAGCCCCAAGUCCAAGUUAGAAUAGCUGGACACAAGCUACCCCAGUAGCUUUUAUAACCAGAUACCAACAUGCCUGAUCAUUUGGGGUCCGACAUGAGGAAGGUUAAGGAUGAGCCCGAGGAAGAGAAACCAAUUCAGACUCUUGAUGCGGGAGACAUAGCCCUCCUAAAAACAUACGGUGUGGGACCAUACACAAACCAGAUAAAACAAGUAGAAGCAGAUAUUCAGUCCCAUGUGAAGAAAGUCAACGAGCUCAUCGGUAUUAAAGAGUCAGAUACAGGACUAGCUAACCCUGGUAUGUGGGAUUUAGCGGCAGACAAACAGACCCUCCAGGGAGAACAACCUCUUCAGGUAGCCAGGUGCACAAAGAUAAUAAACGCAGAAGGAGAAGACGCCAAGUACAUAAUAAAUGUCAAGCAGUUUGCUAAGUUCGUGGUAGAUCUAGGAGACAGAGUAGCCCCCACGGAUAUUGAGGAGGGAAUGCGAGUAGGGGUAGAUAGGAACAAGUACCAGAUUCACAUUCCUCUGCCGCCCAAGAUUGAUCCUACAGUUACUAUGAUGCAGGUGGAAGAGAAACCGGAUGUGACUUACAAUGACGUGGGUGGAUGUAAGGAACAGAUUGAGAAACUUAGAGAGGUGGUGGAGACUCCCCUUUUACACCCGGAAAAGUUUGUUAAUCUUGGUAUUGACCCUCCCAAAGGUGUUCUCCUGUUCGGACCCCCGGGAACCGGUAAGACGUUGUGUGCUCGAGCAGUAGCAAACAGGACAGAUGCGUGCUUCAUCAGAGUAAUCGGCUCCGAGCUUGUACAGAAGUACGUUGGAGAGGGCGCUAGGAUGGUACGUGAGAUAUUUGAGAUGGCCCGGACAAAGAAAGCUUGUCUUAUCUUCUUCGAUGAGAUCGACGCUGUUGGAGGAGCUCGAUUUGAUGACGGUGCCGGCGGUGACAAUGAGGUACAGAGAACUAUGCUGGAGCUUAUCAACCAGCUUGACGGUUUCGACCCUAGAGGAAACAUCAAAGUGUUGAUGGCCACAAACAGACCAGACACACUGGAUCCAGCCCUCACUAGACCAGGUCGACUGGACAGGAGAGUGGAGUUUGGCUUGCCUGACUUGGAGGGACGAGCUCACAUCUUUAAGAUACACGCCAGAUCUAUGAGCUGUGAGCGUGAUAUCAGGUUUGAGCUGUUAGCCAGGCUGUGUCCGAACUGUACCGGUGCGGAGGUAAGGAGCGUGUGUACGGAGGCUGGCAUGUUCGCUAUCAGGUCCAGGAGAAAGGUUGCGACCGAGAAAGAUUUCAGAGACGCAGUGGACAAGGUCAUCAAAUCCUACGCUAAAUUCUCCUCCACUCCUAAAUACAUGACAUACAAUUAAGGAAUGAGGAUUGAUUGGUUUAUAAUUAAUUAUAAUUAAUUAUAUUUAAGAGAUAUCAUAUUUGAUGGGACCACUUGCACUUUAUAUAUAUACGAGAGAGCUUUCUAGUAGUAUUUGUUAAUGUAACUGGUUUACAAUGUCUAGUUGGUCAGCUUCUUGUCCCUUGAACCAACAGUAUAGAAUAGUGUGACCUUAUUAAUUGCUCGACAUUUUAGAUCUUUUUUUGAGGAGUUUUAGAAGAUGUCACGUGUCAUUAUGACCUGGUUCUAGAGUUACAACAUGUGAUUUGUAUUAAUUUGAUACUAAAUGCAAUACCUGUUGGCUCUGCCGUUUGGA